AUGCUCUCACGAACCACCGUCGCGCCGACUACAUUCUCGAACUUCCUCCUCCCUCUUUCCCAUGUCCGUCAUGCCUCUCACGCCACCCAGGGUACGGCAAAUAGACAUUCCCGUGAUCCGGCUGGAAAACGUCUUGGUGCAAAGCGAACCGGUGGUGAAUACGUUGUUCCCGGAUGUAUCAUCUUUCGUCAACGCGGAACGAAAUGGUUUGCUGGGGAGAACUGCGCCAUAGGUCGAGACCAUACCAUCUAUGCCACCGAGGCCGGUUAUGUGCGCUACUACCUUGACCCCGAGCGACAUCCGGAUCGGAAGUACAUUGGAGUUUGCUUCGAGAAGGAUGGUAAACUACCGACACCGCGAAAUGCCCCGUCUAGACGGAAACUGAAUCGGGUUGCUGUUUCCCGCAUGUCCGAUGCCCCCGUCGAGCCUCAGUCGAAUUCGGUGGCGGCGGGAGAAACGGAUUCUGUGGUUGGGAAUGUGGAAGUCGUGGAAACUGAGACGGGCGCUCGGCUACGUCCUGGUUAUAUGUAUCGCGAAGCCAAUUGGCAGAUUGGUCGCGCUGCGGAGAAAGCUGGUAUUACAGCUAAGCCGUAUGAUCGCAACAACCGCUGGAUGGCCUGGAGAAAGAGACAGGCUAGAGCCAACCGUGCUGCCCAGAUGAAGAGCCUGAAGAACAAGAAGAAGUCGUCGAAGAAGGGCAAAGGAGGCCGAUAA
Molecule: messenger RNA, 714 nt
Organism: Aspergillus tanneri
Lineage: Eukaryota; Fungi; Ascomycota; Eurotiomycetes; Eurotiales; Aspergillaceae
Gene: MRPL2
Product: mitochondrial 54S ribosomal protein bL27m
Exons: 1
Coding region: 1-714 (237 amino acids)
Biological process (GO): translation
Cellular component (GO): mitochondrial large ribosomal subunit; ribosome
Molecular function (GO): structural constituent of ribosome
Source: RefSeq, a predicted model, not a curated record